This is a messenger RNA of Solea solea (common sole), 2691 nucleotides long. Its product is annotated as GRAM domain-containing protein 2B-like. The record is from RefSeq and is a predicted model, not a curated record. NCBI's taxonomy places the organism in Eukaryota, Metazoa, Chordata, Actinopteri, Pleuronectiformes, Soleidae. The coding region runs from base 905 to 1957 and encodes 350 amino acids. The transcript has 13 exons.
AUAAUUCUAAUUGUUUUUUGCUGUGUAAUGAAGUUAAUAAAUUAAUCAGUGAAGUCUUCAAACCACCAGUGACUAAAACAGUGACAGUUGGAUAAAAGUUUCUGGGAAUGUAGGUUAUGACCACAUGAAGAAAUUAUUGAAGAUUAUUUAUGAACCCCGCAAGUGACUGUGAUUUGCACACACACACACACUCUGUGAAUACAUAUACAACAAAAUUUUGAAUGCAGUAUCCAUCUGUGCUGUUUAACACUUGGGAAAACUGAUGAAUCACGUGUUUUUCUCAAAGCUGUUGUGCCGAGUCAUCGGUGCAGCUGGUAUUCGCUGAUGUCUAUCUGUGCAGGCUGAGCAGGUUGCAUGGCAGGAGACGUCAUGUGACUGUCGUGUUUCUGAAUACCUGUGCGUGUCUGUACUUAUUAGGAUUACUUAUUUCUAGCAUUAAACGCGGACCAUGUCAGGGCCAGUAUUCCUCAUGGAGACCAAAACCUUGUCUUGAUGAGGCAGAACCUCAUCUAUGAGGAACUGGUUUAGAGAUAAGGCUUUGGUUUGGCUGUCCAAAUGAGCAAAAGGCAACGUUCUUACAAACCUGUAUGUGUGUGGUAAGGUCAGGGUAGGUGCACUCAUUGUAUCUGUUGCCAUGACGAGUCAAACCUUUGUGUGCGGUGGCUCUGUCUUACACCUGCUGGGUGCAAGCUCCACCUCUCAUUGCUGAUUGGCUGACUCGACAAUAAGAAUCCAAACACUUAAAAUAGGAUGAACCUGUCUCUGUAUCUCACCUGUCACUUACUGUUUUACAGCCACUGAAAGAACCACACAUGCACACAAGCUGUUUUAGUGUGAGUUUGGAGAAAACCAUCAGGAUCAUCAAGGUACAGACACUGCACUGAAUGCACAAAAGUGUGUGUGAAUGAGUUGUUUUUGUCCAUUUUUCAUCAUGAGUCUCAAAGGCAGGAGAUUUUCCCUGGACAGCUCAGUCAGCCUGGAUGGAGUUGGAGUCUUUGGUCUACGGAGAGGCAGCAGCAGCAUCAGCAAGAAAUCGAGGCCAAGCAAGAGUCUGGACGAGGCCCGACUGAAGAUCCACGACUUUAAUCAAAACCUCAGCUCCAACAUGACUCUCAGGGAUCAGACCAUCGCAGAGGAGGACCUUCACCAAGCACAAGAACUUAACAGUCAUAGCCUCCAGAAACACAAUAAGAGCUUCCACAAGCUGUUCCAGGAAAUUUCUGAGGGGGAGAACCUGACAGACAUGUUCACCUGUGCCUUGCAGAAGGAGGUGUUGUAUCACGGGAAACUCUACAUUUCUGAGAACCAUGCAUGUUUCCAUUCCUCCGUGCUGCUCAAAGACACCAAGGUGGUGAUUCCCGUGUCCAGCGUCACAGCGGUGAAGAAACAUAGCUCGGCUUUGUCAAUGCUGUCCAUUCAAACUGCUGAUGGAGACAAAUUCACGUUCGUGUCUUUGAGGAACCGUGAAAUUUGCUACAAGCUCCUCCAAAGUGUCUGCUCGUAUGUUCAGCAGGCAACUCCAGGUGGAGACAGCCCUCCCCUCUCCUCUGCAGACAAUGAAGCUGAUCGGGAUGCGGUCUCCAGUUACUCCAGUCUGGAGGACAGCAUAGAUCACAAUCUGAGGAGACAACACAGCUUUGAUCUUGGUGACUUUCCUCAGAUUUCCAGUGAGAGUCCCACAAGAUGCAGUUCCGCUCAUCAAAGCAUCUUAACAGGUGAAGACGACCAAGCUUUGUCAUGGAUCUGGAAGCUCACAGAGAAGGUUUUCUCGUUCUUCCUUCUCCGAGAAAUAAGGAAUCUCAGCGUUCUCUUUUAUAUCUUCAUUAUGUUAAUUGCGUUGCUGUUGCUGGUGUCUGGAUACAUUGGGCUGAGGAUCGUUUUGCUGGAGGAGCAGCUGAAUUCUUUGGGAGCCCUGACUGAGUUGUCUUUGCACCACAAAGAAUACCAAGAAACAUAGCCUGUGGCAAGGGAAUUGUGACAGAGAAGUCUUUCCAGGAAAUCAUGCAGUGUACCGCUCUAUUCAAAUCCUAUUCUGAGCCCUGUCUAGACAGGAUCCCAAAAGCACCUUAACACUGAGUCCCUGUCCAUUUGACAAACAGUUUCAUCGGUUGAUGGUGUUUUCCACGCUUAAGUUCCCUCACAGUAAAUGUUAAACUCCUGCAAAAGUGCCAUGUCAUGCAGGACACUAUUUUGUUGGACAUGCACUGAUUUUCUGCUGACAGUUUAAAACAAAGGGGUGCAGCCGUCCUGUUCUGAGCCAUAUGGAGUCAUCCUGCUGAAGCCAUGUUUAUUUCCUGGCCAGUGAACAGCUGAGCUCAGCAAGCAAACACGGCUGGAGACUUUGUCAUGUCAUGGUUUUGGAUCAGCACAACCUACAGCAGCAAGAGUACACGGCAAACAAGAUGGCGAGAGAUGCACUGUGUCCAUUGAUUUGAAGUAAAUUAUAUAUUUUAUAACUUAAAGGGUUCACUAUUUAUUCUUUUUGGAGUCUGCUGUUAAUAAGACAAGACAGCAAUGUCAACAAUUGGCCAGCAGAGGGCAGUCACUUCCAUAAAACUUGGUUGGUAAGGUGUUACACACCCAGGAUUUCCCUUUUACUGCUAUUAUCAUAUCAUGACUGGAGAAUCUGUUUCAUAUUUCAAUUGAUUUUGAUGCAUUCAAACGUUUGUUUUCCAAUUGCAAUAAAGUAUU